This is a messenger RNA of Diospyros lotus (date-plum), 857 nucleotides long. RefSeq lists its product as uncharacterized. The coding region runs from base 80 to 508 and encodes 142 amino acids. The record is from RefSeq and is a predicted model, not a curated record. NCBI's taxonomy places the organism in Eukaryota, Viridiplantae, Streptophyta, Magnoliopsida, Ericales, Ebenaceae. The transcript has 3 exons.
UCUGAUCUAAUAUUCCGAUUCAAGAGAGAAGGAUUAAUCGAUCCUUUGAACUCUGCCGGAAGCAGCAAAGAAGCGGGAAAUGGCGUCGCCGUUGAGCCCAGCGUUCGCAUACACGGUGGUGUACGUCAAAGACGUAGCAAAAUCCAUAGCUUUCUACUCUCAGGCGUUCGGUUACAGCGUCCGUCGCCUGGAGGAAAAUCACAAGUGGGGAGAGCUGGAGAGCGGGCAGACGACGAUCGCCUUCACGCCGGUGCACCAACACGAGACCGACGACAUAACCGGAGCGGUUCAGGCUCCCCGGUCGUACCAAGAGAGGAAUCCGGUCGAGAACGUACGUGAUUUGCAUGAUCAUCUGGCUUUGUGUGUUGAUCAGAGAGCUGUGGAGAAUGGAGCAGUGGCCGUCAGCCCGCCGGAGGAGAAGAAGUGGGGGCAGAAAGUUGGGUACGUGCGUGAUCUAGACGGGAUCGUCGUGAGAAUGGGAAGCUACGUGGGAAAAUCCAGGCAGUAGCUAGUGAAAUGAAAUGAAUAAAUUUAUGGGCUUCAAGAACGAGUGUUAUUUCCUUUUGUGAUAUAGAAUUAUAGAACAUAGAUGGAUGGAAGAAAAAUAAAAUUUGGACUUAUCCCAGAGUUGGGACUUGGGAGGAUAAAAAUAUAUACGUACGUACAGAUAAAGAGUGUUGGUAUUUUUUGAUAGCAUCGAGUGGCGGAUGGGAGAGCUUCGAGGGCAGAAUCUUUUGUUCUUACGAUGGAAAUCAAAGUACCGAGAUACCCUUAAAAACAUACGACUUAAUAGUAUUAAAGUUUGUAAGGGUACCAAGGUUGUCUAUCUAAUGCUUUGACCGAGUAUGUGCACUUGA